Hippocampus comes (tiger tail seahorse) is the source of this 4526-nucleotide messenger RNA. It is a transcript of the gene slc20a2, whose product is annotated as solute carrier family 20 member 2. Lineage: Eukaryota; Metazoa; Chordata; Actinopteri; Syngnathiformes; Syngnathidae. The transcript is spliced from 11 exons. The coding region runs from base 552 to 2600 and encodes 682 amino acids. The record is from RefSeq and is a predicted model, not a curated record. Gene Ontology annotation, biological process: phosphate ion transmembrane transport. Gene Ontology annotation, molecular function: phosphate transmembrane transporter activity. Gene Ontology annotation, cellular component: membrane.
ACGCGAGUGUGCUCGCCUGAACGCCCGGAGAAGAGUCGAAGCACAGAGCCAGGUGACAGAACGCGGCGUUGGCAACAAGGUGGCGUGAGAGAGGUUCCAAGUGAAGGGGGCAAACAGACAUCACUCAUCCGAGACAGGAGCGGAGCGAGGCGGGGGAGGCGACCGACCCGACAGGCCGACCGCUGGAAUCCGUGACAUUUUUCCACCGGAACCUCUCUAGGGGCAACAUACGCACAGUGAGAAAGGGGAGACGCGGCGUAGUUUUCCUCAAGCUUCGAGGUGGUGUCUUGUUUGGUUGGUGAGGGAACGUGCGGACAGGCUGUCUCACACUAAACGAUGGAAUGCUCUCUGCACCCAACAUCACUAGUCUCCAAUCUUUGGACUCACCUCCGCAAGCUUAGUUAACAGCUGUGCUCCACCCCUCUUUCCGACCAGGGGACGAAGAAAAGGAGCGGGCCCCUCAAGUCCUCCGCCAUCCCCGGGCCACUUUCACUUUUUAGCGUAUUUAAGAUUGUAUUCUCUUCUUGUGUGCGGGGUGAAAACAUAUCAAAAUGGAUCUGGAAUCGUAUCUGUGGAUGGUGAUUUUUGGCUUCAUCAUCGCCUUCAUUCUGGCCUUUUCGGUGGGCGCCAAUGACGUGGCCAACUCAUUUGGCACGGCGGUGGGGUCCGGCGUGGUCACGCUGAAGCAGGCCUGCAUCCUCGCCUCCAUUUUUGAAACACUGGGAUCCAUGCUGCUAGGGGCCAAAGUGGGUGAGACCAUCCGCAAAGGCAUCAUCGACGUCAACUUGUACAACGACACGGUGCCUGUGCUCAUGGCAGGCGAGGUCAGCGCCAUGAUUGGCUCGGCGGUAUGGCAGCUCAUCGCCUCCUUCCUCAAACUGCCCAUUUCCGGAACCCACUGCAUUGUGGGCGCCACUAUUGGGUUCUCCAUGGUCGCCAUAGGCACCAAGGGCGUCCAGUGGAUGCAGCUGGUCAAGAUUGUGUCGUCGUGGUUCAUCUCCCCCUUGCUGUCUGGGCUCAUGUCCGGAGUCCUCUUCCUUCUUAUCAGGAAUACCAUUCUCAACAAGGAAGAUUCUGUCCCCAAUGGCCUGCGAGCGCUGCCCCUCUUUUACGCCACCACCAUUGGCAUCAACACCUUCUCCAUCAUGUACACAGGAGCGCCAUUGCUGGGGAUAGAGAUGCUGCCAGUGUGGGCCAUCUUUCUCAUCACCUUGGCAGGAUCGCUGGUGUGUGCAGCAAUAGUGUGGAUCUUCGUCUGUCCCUGGAUGAAGAGGAAAAUUGCAAGUCGUCUGAAGAAGGAACAGGCUUUGUCCAGGAUCUCCGACGAAAGCUUGGAUAAGAUUCCUGAGGAGGAGGAGGAGAGCCCCGUAUUUAAGGAGCUGCCUGGGGCCAAGGGCACAGAUGAGGCUGUGCUGCCGCUCACUGGGGGCAGCAGCGAGAGGAACGCGCGCACCUCCAACAGCGAACUCACCAACCUGACCAACGGAGGCACCGUCAUGCCAAACGGACGAGUUUACGGCCGGACCCACUCGAUGACCAACGGCUGCCUCAAGUCGCCCGUCUCUAACGGCAGCUUUAGCUUCGACGGCCACAUGCGAAGUGACGGCCAAGUUUAUCACACGGUGCACAAGGACUCAGGUCUGUAUAAGGACCUGCUGCACAAAAUCCACCUGGGCCGGAUGGACGACAACGAGCGUCCCGGCGCCACCGCCAACCCUCCCGACAACAACUACCGCCUGCUGCGACGCAACAACAGCUACACCUGCUACACGGCGGCCAUCUGCGGGAUGCCCGUGCAGCCGAUCAUGCGCACGGAGUCUCGCGACGACAGCGAGAAGCUGGUCGGGGAGGGCGGCGGCGGCGGCGGACGCAGCAACAGCGUGUCCUACUCCAAGAAGCGUAUACGCUACGACAGCUACUCUUCGUACUGCAACGCCGUGGCCGAGGCGGAGAUUGAGGCAGAAGAGGGCGGCGUUGAGAUGAAGCUGGCUACCGAGCUGGAGGGGGUGGAGGAAGAAGGGGGAUCCGCACCUUUGCCUCUGGACGACCUGAAUGACGAGGAUCACGAGGAGAAGGACAAGUCGGAGGUGUUUCUGCUUUUCCACUUCCUGCAGAUUCUCACCGCCUGUUUCGGCUCCUUCGCCCACGGAGGCAACGACGUCAGUAAUGCCAUCGGACCUCUGGUGGCGCUGUGGAUGAUCUAUGACCAGGGUGGUGUGAUGCAGGACGCCGCCACUCCCAUCUGGUUGCUUUUUUAUGGCGGCGUGGGCAUCUGCGCCGGCCUGUGGGUGUGGGGCCGCCGGGUCAUCCAAACCAUGGGGAAGGAUCUGACUCCCAUCACACCUUCAAGCGGAUUUUGCAUUGAAGUAAUGAGUGCGCUAACAGUGCUUGUUGCAUCAAAUGUGGGCAUCCCAAUAAGCUCCACCCACUGCAAGGUGGGCUCGGUGGUGGCCGUGGGCUGGAUCCGCUCCAGGAAGGCGGUGGACUGGCGUCUCUUCAGGAACAUCUUCCUGGCGUGGUUCGUCACGGUGCCCGUGGCCGGCCUGUUCAGCGCCGCCGUCAUGGCCGUCUUCGUCUACGGCAUCCUGCCCUACGUGUGAGGGAGAGAGGCGCUGCCGCCAAGGAGGCCCCGCAAGUCUGAGAGGAAGUCCAGAGAGGUGCUUGCUUACUGGGUUGCCGGAGGUAAAGGAAGCAGAAAAAUAAAAAGGCCGUGAGGAGGGUUGGUUCAAAAUCUACAGUACUGUACAUACAGCUCAAAUUCCCGUCCCUAAAAAUGCAAAACGUGGUUGAGGCAAUUAUUACUCCAACAAAAAAAAAGUGUACAUAUUAUUCCUAUCAUGACACGGGAUUUCGUGUGCUCAACCAACCCAUCUCACGUUAGCCAGCUACAAGUGGAGGAAGUGAUGAUGAUGACGAUCGAGGGCUGAUCAGACUGUCUCUGCGUCUUUAUUUUUCGAUCACGAUACCAUACAAAGAAAAAAAAUCAUAAUUGACUACGGAGUUGAUUUUUUUUUUUUGUGUGUGUGUGUGCGUGUGUGUGUGUCUGGAUGGAUUUUUGAUGUACUAUACCGUAAAUCUGUACUGUAAAUACUGACCUUCAAGAGUUUGAGCGAGUGGGGUGGGAGGGUGGCUCAUGAUUUGUUGUAUUUUUUUAAACUGUCGGGAAAUGGGUUAUUCUCUGCACCUUUUCAUCAUAUUCAGAGUAUGUUUCGUUUUUGCUAUUUUUGUGGGAAAUUCAUCUAUGAGAAGAGAAAAUUUGCUCCUUGGUGUAAUAUCGAGGUGUCACAAUAGGUGGCAGUAGUGCGCCGCUUUGCUGGUUGCCAACCACCAAUCGAAUAAAAAGAAGAGGACCUAUUUUGCUGCUAAGUUAAAGGCGGCUGUAUUUGAAGAAAAAAAAGAGGUGAUUCUCUUACGAGUCACCGUGCCAAAGUCAACUAUUUUAAUCGCCAUGACGACUUUUCAAAAGGUGUAAGGUGCAGCGGGAAGCCAAAACUCUCAAAAAAAAAAUGCUCAUAUCUGCCUUGUUCUUGUUUUUGUUUUCUAUCCGUUUGGUGUCACGUGACAAAUGUGCUCCAACGAGAUGCCUCAAUGUGUCAUGUCAAAACAAUAGUACAGUAUUAUUAUUCAUAUCAAUAUUAAUAUGCAGAGCUUACUUAUCACGUGUGUAGCUCCUCCAAACCUGCUGUUUGACUCCUAGCAAGUAGAAUGACCUCACCAGUACUGAUCAUCACCAGCUUUUCAACUGGGUCAUGUGAUCCGUAGAUGAACAAAAGCGUUAAUCUUAUUUUCUUUUAAUUUAUCCGAGCAUAAUCAAGCUGCUUUUGGUGUUUUGUUUCGGGGUUUUUUUUUUUCAAUUUAAUUUUAAUUUUUAAACAUGAACAAAUGUUUGCUUACGUGGUAGCCACUUGCCUUUUGUGACACGCUGUGUUUCCUUCGUGCUCAAUCAUUUCGUACUGUGGUGUUUACAUUGUAAACUACCAAAGAGUAUUAGGGCCAGUUGAAAAAUAGAUAAUCGCUCUCCGAGAUUAAGAUAAGAUAAGAAGAUCGGAGUUUUACAAGAAUGGAGUUGGAUAUUUUUGGUAAUCUAUAAAAAAAAGACAUUUAAAAACAAAUAUAGAAUACUGUAUAUAUAACUUAGGGAAAUAUGAAUUAGUAAAAAAAUGUAGGAAUUUUUUUUUUAAAGAAAGACUUCUUUAAUGAAAAUAUUAUUUUGUUCGUUCAACUAAAAUGUAAAAUAUCUAGCUCUGGUAAAAAUGACUACCGGUACAGCUUGAAAAUGUAAGACUUAAUUUAUAAAGUAUACAACUUAACUAUCACAGAAAUACAUCCUAAUUAUUGAAAAUAAGUGACUUUACUCUUGAAAAUAUGAGUUUCUUAAAACUUUUUUCCUAAAAAUCGGAUGCAUUGAAAAAAAACAUAACUGUCGUAAUAUUGUGUAAUAUUACAACUAAUCUAAAAGAAACACCGAAUUCUCAUAAUAUUGACUAAUAUUGAAAGUAUACAACUUUAAUCUCAAACAUAUACUG